AUGUGGUUUGGGACGGGGGACAGCCCCCCGCCCCAAGCUGCCACUUCUGAGGUGCUCUUUCGUGCGCUUCCCCCCCCACCACCCAGAGUCCAAGAUAUUGAGAGAAGAAAGUCUGAAAGUCUACGCCUGUUCCAGAAGUUGAAUUUUUCUGGGGAAAGAAGAGUGCUUAGCCCAGGCUGGAGACCCCUCCCCAGGCCGCGGAGACGAGCAGAGUCCCCAGGAAGGCCCUCCCUGUCCCUACCUCCCUUAGGGCACCCCAGGACUCAUUGGACCCCGUCCCCACUUCAAUCGGGGGCCCUCGCCUCUCACCGCGGUCAGCGGGACGUCCAGGACGCAGCAACCACUACUUCAAGGCCAGCUCCAAAACCGUCCUGGGCCGGACCAAGACCAGCGUUUAUAUUUGGGGGCGGGCGCCUGGGACUGACGGGUCGAAGGACCAAUCUGGUUGGGGGCCGCCUGCCGCCAAGCCACGCCCCUCGCCCGGCUUGGGACUUUGGAGCCACAACUGAAGUCCUGGAAAGGCUGGACAAGGGCGGCCGUGGGCGCACCCUCCGGACUGUGCAUCCAGUUGGCGACACCCGUACGACCCCGGAGCCAGCCCAGGAGAGUCCCCUCCCCGUCUGGGACCGUGGGAACUCGGCGAUGGGAGAUGAUCCUAGAGUCCCCUGUCCUUACCCAAUCGAGGCUCUGAGAACUCAGAGAUCAUUGCGUGAGGCCUCCCGUAUGUCAGGCGCCACCACUCCAUCCCGACCCCUCCGAACGAGGGUGAUGGAGCCGGCCCCAUCUAGCAUUAUGAGCAACUUGCCCUGA
Messenger RNA from Rangifer tarandus platyrhynchus (Svalbard reindeer), 810 nucleotides. The record is from the annotation of a GenBank genome assembly. Lineage: Eukaryota; Metazoa; Chordata; Mammalia; Artiodactyla; Cervidae.